Molecule: messenger RNA, 3436 nt
Organism: Myotis daubentonii (Daubenton's bat)
Lineage: Eukaryota; Metazoa; Chordata; Mammalia; Chiroptera; Vespertilionidae
Gene: SNTG1
Product: syntrophin gamma 1
Cellular component (GO): dystrophin-associated glycoprotein complex; intracellular anatomical structure
Molecular function (GO): structural molecule activity; protein binding
Source: RefSeq, a predicted model, not a curated record
GGGAAAAGGGAAACUUCCUUUGCCACGAUCCAGAGCAAUCCGUCUAUUUUCGCAGAGCAAAACACAAGCCUUCCAAAUGAGCCUCAAGUCACAGAUUCUAGGUUUGUGCAUCCCGCCGAGGUCAGAUGGCUUAAUCAGACAUGGUUGGGGAGACUCCCUCACACCUUCCCACGGUGCUUCUGUUCCAAAGGCCUGCGAGAGGACGUGGACAGGGCUGCUUCCCACGGCGGGCACGGCUGCGUGGCAGCCCCACGCGGCGUUCGCGGCUCCAGUGGGUCCAGCGCGCUGCGCGGGCCGCUUCCAGCCCGAGCCGGGAGGCGGACGGUGCGGGCUGCUGGCCAACUGGGGAUGCGAGGGCAUCCGUGCGGCAGCGACCGGGCCCCGUCCAAUGACCACAUGGACUUUUCCUGAUCCUGGACUGUGGGCGGCUGGGGAGCGCUCGCUGGGAUGCAGCCUCGGAGGCUCCGGCUCGCCCAGCUGUGUCCUCUCGGCGCCGGAGCCCUGACACAGCUGGAUUCGCUUAGCUGCUCUGCUAGGAUUCGGAGCCAAUUCAGCCGCGUUUGAAAAGGGCCACUGAAAAGUCAGGAAAGGUUGAAAUCGGAUUUUCCACGGAUUCCUACUUGCAACGUCAAAUAAUAUCGGGAAACAUCGCCACCAAACAAGUAUGAGGAUAUUAUAGUGGAGAAGCAAUUAACCCCUCCCCAAAUACAAGGCGCCCGGGCAAAGGUGAGACCGGAAGGCAAGGAAGCCCUUUGGAGGAGAGCGAUCUGGGGAGCGGCUGCAGGUGGGGUCCCAGCCCCCGAGCUUCAGUACCGGAGGGGAUGGACAGCGUCUCCAGCCUGGGCUGCAGCCUCCGAGACCGAACUGCGCCGCCGCGGCCCCUGCUGCUGUCCUUGCCUCCGCCGGCAGCGGGGCUGCCUGCCCCUCGCAUCUAAAAGGCGGCGCCUCCCCAUAACCCCUCGUCCCCCCUCUCCUUCUAAGUAGAGGAAAAACAACAACGCUUCUUACCCACCUGCUACAGCGACCAUACGGGGCUCGGAGGAGUGCUCUUGUUGCACACAUUCAACUCUCGGCAGCAACUUCAAAAAUAAUUCUCCUGGGGGCCUGGGAGACAUGCAAACAGAGGAGUGAAGUCCAAGUUCUUUGAGGCUCUGGGAAGUCAUGGGCUCUGCAGUGAGGAUCGAGGUGCUCAAAGGCCCCCACUUUUUGGAAUAAACAAUGCUCACGAGAGGAGGCCCCUGCUUUUGGAUAUACUGGUAGCUUUGUGAGAGGAGGUUCCAGAACUAUUCAGAAUCCCACGUUAGAGAAACGAACAGGCAUCUAAUUCUUUCAGUGGGCAGACAAUUCUCCAGAAUGUUGUGAUUGCCAGAGGAGUGACUUCUGAUAAAAGAAAAAUACUGCUCUACCUACACUCAAUAAUUUGGUUCUGUACCACUUAUCACAUGAACCCGAGUUAUAGUCUGCCACCUCAGCACGGAUGAGAGGAUGUCUGUGCCCCCCCAGCCUCGGCAGAGUUCCAUGCACAUGACUGAGUCCUUUGCGGUGCCAUAGCACAUGGAUUUCAGGACUGCCUGUGAGGAGACAAAGACAGGGAUUUGUUUGCUGCAGGAUGGCAAUCAGGAGCCUUUCAAAGUCCGGCUGCACCUGGCCAAAGACAUUCUGAUGAUCCAGGAGCAGGAUGUGAUAUGUGUGUCUGGUGAGCCUUUCUAUUCUGGUGAAAGAACGGUGACCAUUAGAAGACAAACUGUAGGAGGAUUUGGAUUAAGCAUAAAGGGGGGAGCGGAACAUAACAUUCCAGUGGUCAUUUCAAAAAUCUCCAAGGAGCAAAGAGCAGAACUUUCGGGGCUGCUCUUCAUCGGGGAUGCGAUCCUACAGAUAAAUGGAAUUAAUGUGAGAAAAUGCAGACAUGAAGAAGUGGUUCAAGUUCUUAGGAAUGCUGGAGAAGAAGUGACCCUAACAGUGUCUUUUUUAAAAAGAGCACCUGCUUUCCUCAAACUCCCACUGAAUGAAGAUUGUGCAUGUGCACCAAGCGACCAGAGUAGUGGCACCUCCUCUCCUCUGUGUGACAGUGGCUUACAUCUCAACUAUCACCCCAAUAAUACAGACACAUUAUCAUGUUCUUCAUGGCCAACUUCUCCAGGCUUGAGAUGGGAAAAGCGGUGGUGUGACCUGAGACUGCUCCCUCUACUUCAUUCUCGCUUCUCUCAGUAUGUGCCCGGGACAGAUUUGAGUCGGCAGAAUGCUUUUCAAGUCAUUGCUGUGGACGGGGUCUGCAGUGGGAUCAUUCAGUGCCUCUCUGCUGACGACUGCAUCGACUGGCUGCAAGCAAUAGCAACUAAUAUUUCAAACCUCACAAAGCACAAUAUUAAAAAAAUCAACAGAAACUUUCCUGUUAACCAGCAGAUCGUCUACAUGGGUUGGUGUGAGGCCCGGGAGCAGGACCCCCUUCAGGACUCGGUGUACUCUCCAAUAUUUCUAGCCCUGAGGGGCUCAUGUCUUUACAAGUUUCUGGCACCUCCAGUAACAACGUGGGAUUGGACCCGAGCAGAGAAAACAUUUUCAGUUUAUGAGAUCAUGUGCAAGAUUCUCAAGGACAGUGACCUCCUGGACCAGCGCAGACACUGUUUCACGGUGCAGUCCGAGUCCGGGGAGGACCUCUACUUCUCGGUGGAGUUAGACUGCGACCUCGCCCAAUGGGAAAGAGCCUUCCAAACAGCAACGUUUCUGGAAGUGGAGCGGAUUCAGUGCAAGACAUAUGCAUGUGUAUUAGAAAGUCAUCUAAUGGGACUCACGAUCGACUUUAGCACAGGAUUUAUCUGCUUUGAUGCUGCGACAAAGGCUGUACUUUGGAGGUAUAAGUUUUCUCAUCUUAAAGGCUCUUCAGAUGACGGCAAGAGCAAAAUCAAAUUUUUGUUUCAGAAUCCAGAUACUAAACAGAUUGAAGCAAAGGAGCUGGAGUUUUCGAAUCUAUUUGCCGUUCUUCACUGCAUUCACUCGUUCUUUGCGGCCAAAGUAGCUUGUCUGGACCCUCUCUUCUUAGGCCAUCAAGCUACUGCCUCUGCUGCCGCCAGUUCUGCUACGAUGAGCAAAGCAAAGUACACGACUUGACACCCUGAGCUUUGUGUGGCCACUUACCAUGACCGUGUACAUAGAUGAACAGCUUCCUCAUUUUAGACCGUGGAGAGACAAUACCAUCAUCAAGUCAAACGGGAACUUGAGCAGGAAAAAAGGGAUCGCCAAAGCAUUUCUCUGUUGGAGGCCGCGGUGAACAGUCCGACAUGAACAGAACAGCUUGUUCUUUCACUCGGCUGACUGGUCACCAGUACACGGCUUUCAUCAGAAGUGGAGAGAAAAGAAGGAACGAUGUGAAUUGUGUAAGUAAUGUAAAAAUUGUAAAUUCUCUAUAAAUAAAAUAAAAAUACCGAUUAAAGGGUUA